Molecule: messenger RNA, 711 nt
Organism: Theileria equi strain WA
Lineage: Eukaryota; Apicomplexa; Aconoidasida; Piroplasmida; Theileriidae
Exons: 1
Coding region: 1-711 (236 amino acids)
Source: RefSeq, a predicted model, not a curated record
AUGGUAGAUGGACCGUCUCAAGAAUCUACAGACUCUUUAGAUACCAGAAAGGUUGAGAAUGAGCCAUUACCGUCAGCUUCGCCUGAUGAUGUUAAGGUAGAGGACAGAGAAUCUGAGCACAUUUCCGAAGAAUGUAAGGAUCCUGAAAUAUCUUCCGUACCAGAUACUGAGGCCACUGAACAAGAGUCUACAUAUGUAGGAUUCUCUGAAUCUGAACAAACUGGCCCUGGUGAACAUAAAAGUGAGACUAUGUCAGAAGACACUCAAGAGACUCCAUCUACAAACCUUGAACUGGAAGCUUCUGAACCUACCGAGGACAUACCUACAGAACCUGAACCUAAAGAGAAUACUCUAGAACAAUCUACUGAAACCGCUCUAGAGGUUAAAACUCUGGAUCUUUCCGCUAUCGACUCUUCACUUGAUCUAUUGGAUGAUGAAACCCAGAACGGAGUCCACUCAAAGUCGUACAUUCUCAAAAAUGAAAACUUUGAAAGAAUAUCAGAAGAUGGAAUGGAGAUUUGGACCGCUGAAGGGGGUGAAAAGCUCCUACUUCUGAAUCUUCACUCAAAGGGGGAUUUGGCUCUCCUCAACAUUUGCACAAAGAAAAAUCACAAGUUGAUGCUUGGAUACUUUGCCAAGAAUGGUAAUGGAUGGAAGAGUUUAAAGGAAGACGAAUUCGAUCAAAAGUAUGGAGAAAUGAAGGAGACAUAA